AUGACCAUACCUUGGAUAAUCCAACUUCUUCUCACUUCUGCUGUCAUAUUACUGCAUAAGAGUAUAGGUUACAACCUUAUGUGGGUUGUUCGGCCACCAAAAUCAUCUAAAGAGAAUCAUCAUCCCACUAAUGUCGUCACUAUCUCUUCUUCUUCUCCAUCAUCUCCUCUUUCGUCCGGCCAGGCUCUCAAGAACGGCGACGCGGGUGAGAUCGAGAUUAGGAUUGUGAUUCCAAGAAGUCCAAACUCAACUCAUUUGGAGAUUGAAGGAAGAAACAACUCCAAACUUCUUGCAAAUGGAUCACCUGUUUCUUAA
Molecule: messenger RNA, 315 nt
Organism: Brassica napus (rape)
Lineage: Eukaryota; Viridiplantae; Streptophyta; Magnoliopsida; Brassicales; Brassicaceae
Exons: 1
Coding region: 1-315 (104 amino acids)
Source: RefSeq, a predicted model, not a curated record